AUGGGGGACAACGAUGAAGCGUUUCAAGAAACACCGAACAGCACCAGUCUAAUAACAUCGUGCUUAGUUUCUGAAGAUUAUAAACGGAUUUUACUGCCUCUUACCUACAGCGUGGUGUUUGUAGUGGGGCUUUUACUAAACGGUGUCGUUUUGUGGAUGAUGUGCUGUCGGACAAAAUAUUGGAGCUGCUCUAUGAUUUACCUGACCAAUCUAGCAGUGGCUGACCUUCUAAACGUCCUGCCCUUACCUCUGCUCAUUGUAUACUAUUGUAUGGACGACCGGUGGAUGUUUGGUGGUGUUGCCUGCAAGUUGGUGCGUUUCUUUUUUUACGCUAGCCUGUACGCCAGCAUUUUGUUCUUGACUUGCAUUAGUGUCCACCGUUUCCUAGGGGUAUGUUACCCCAUUCGAUGUAUUGAUUACACGACCAAAAAGAUAGCGAUUCUUGGUUCAGUAAUUGCUUGGAUCUUGGUGGUGGUACAGGUCUUUCCUACUUUAAAGUUUUCCAACACUGGUUUAAUUAAUAACCAAACGGUGUGCUAUGAUUUGACCGAACCCCAUAAUUUUAAUCAAUACUUCCCCUAUGGGAUAGCUUUGAAUAUCACAGGCUUUCUAAUACCUUUUGCGAUUAUUUCCAUGUGCUCCUGUUCCAUGAUAAGGACCUUGUCAAAGUUCGAAGAAAGUAUCACGGUGGGAAAGGAGAGCCGGCGAAAAUCUAUUCGCACCAUCGUGGUGGUCUGCAUUAUCUUUGCGAUUUGUUACGUGCCAUUCCAUGUUACCCGCACCAUCUACAUGUUUGUUCGAGUCUACAUGCCUCUAAAGGACUGCAGUGUUUUGAAUUUCGUGACGAUGUCUUACAAAAUCUGGAGACCCAUUGUCAAUUUUAACAGCUGCAUCAACCCGGUUUUGUUUUUUCUGUUGACCGAUAGAAACAGAACCAGAUUUCUGGCUGAACUAGGGAAAAAUUCAGCACACCCAUCUGCCAAAUGA
Polyodon spathula (Mississippi paddlefish) is the source of this 987-nucleotide messenger RNA. Its product is annotated as P2Y purinoceptor 3-like. Gene Ontology annotation, molecular function: G protein-coupled receptor activity. Gene Ontology annotation, biological process: G protein-coupled receptor signaling pathway. The coding region runs from base 1 to 987 and encodes 328 amino acids. The transcript has a single exon. Gene Ontology annotation, cellular component: plasma membrane. NCBI's taxonomy places the organism in Eukaryota, Metazoa, Chordata, Actinopteri, Acipenseriformes, Polyodontidae. The record is from RefSeq and is a predicted model, not a curated record.